GCGCCAUUCCUCUCGGCCGGCCGGAGAAGAGAGAAAGAGAGAAAGAGACGGAGCGCGCGCGCGCGCGUGUCCCCCGUCGGCUGACCCGAACGGCGCGCCGCAGACCAUUCGAGACUUCAUUCGGAGGCGCAAAGAGUCCGGCGGUCUACUCGCGCGCGUUACUUUUCCGAUAAGUUAAAGCCGCGGAGAGUAGGUGCGUGCGUGACUCUUUCGGGCACGUCGCGCCGGCCGUCUUGGGAACUCGGGGAAGGAGGCGAGACGCGCGCGAGACGACGCGAAGAAAGCAGACGACACGCGCGCGACGAGAGAGAGCAGACGACGGCGACGGUGGUGGAGCGCGCGUGAAAGACGACGAGGACGAAACGGAAAGACGCACGCGUUUUCCCCCCUUCCCCGGCAAGUUCGGUGUAGCGGAGCUGUGUGCGGACGCGCGAUUGUUAAUCCCGGUGACUCGUAGUCGUCAACGUCAUCAUCCCCUGCAACGAGAGGUGAGACCGCAAUAAGCGACAACGGCGGCCGGGCGAAUCCGGCGAGGGGGCGAGCGGACGAAGACGACGAACGCGCAGAGAGAGCGAGAGUCGCGCCCCGCGCGCGCGGCACCGACAUCGCGAAUGACGAAGAUGCAGCAGCAGCAGCAGCCGGCGCAGGCGGCGGCGGCGGCAGCGGCGACGACGGCGCCGCAGAUCGCGCACGAGGAGCACAUCCUCGAGGCGAUCGAUCAACUCCGUCGGCGUAAAGCGCGCCCCGACGCCGACCGCAUAUGCAACUACCUGCUUCGCAACUAUGCGGUGGACGCGCGCGACACGAUCGCCGAUCUUCAUCAGCUGAUCGAGGUCGAGAAGGUGAUCCAGGUCGACUAUAAGGGCAAUACCAGCUACCGCAAUGCGAAAAAGUGGACGCGGCUGCAGCUCUUCAAGAACCGGCCGGAGGGCUUCCUCAAGGAGAAGCUCAAUUCGGGCAUGGUGUCGAGCGCGGUCGCCGAGCUCGUCGUCGAGGAGCCCGACUAUCUCGACCAGGGCGUCCCCGCCGGCCGGCUGAUUCAACAGCUUCUCGAAGGCGUCUCGAGCCCGACGUCGCGCCGCGUGGUCGAGGAGUUUCUUGGCCGCGAGGUCGCGAGCGGCAAUCUCGCGCGCCUGUCCAACGGCAAUUACUCGCUGGUAGCGACGCCCGACAUGACAACGGACGCGGCGACACAUUCGCGACGCGCCGGUGGCGGCGGCGGCGACUCGCAGCAGCCGUCCUCCUCCGCGGCGGCAGCAGCCGCCGCCUGCGCCUUGGAGAACGGCAACGUGACACAGCGGCGUGUCGGUAAGGAGGGUGCUGCCAACGGCACCGUCAUCACCAAUGGUUUAACGGGGGCGAAGGCGACCAAAGCGGCUAAGGCAGCAGCAGCAGCGGCGGCGGCGGCGGCGGCCGCCGCUGCAACGACAACCACGUCUACGCCGACGGCGGAGCUCUACGAGUUCAACGAGACGGAUAACCUUACCGACACUACGUCCAAUACGUCGCGAUCGUCCUCGCGUCAGGCCAACGAUAGUCCGAAGCUGGAUCAGCAGCAGCAGCAGGAUUGCAUCAAAAAGGAAGAAUGCUACGAGGUCAAGAGCGACGUGGAGCGCGGCGGCAGCGCGUCCCCGUCAAAUGUCGUCGAAGUGACGUGCAACGGUGUCGACGGUGGCCAGCCUCCAGAGGUACCGACGUCGACGUCCGAGGAGAACGGCGUCAAGGAGUCAAAGAGCAAUGAUGCUCAGAAGGGGACUAACCCUAAAAGAACCACCAAGGCCGAGCGUAAGCAGCGUCUAUUUGCGAGAACGGAUGACCGUAUGGAUAUUGAGAUUAAGUUCGAAGACUAUCAGCAUACCGUAAAAGAGCGGGAGAAGCGCGAGGAGACUGGGCAACGAUCCAGCGAGGAUCGCGAGGACGAGGACGCCGGCAGGAGCUCGUCGACGAACACAUCUCCGAUUCCGCCUAACGUGAACACUGGUGGAUUCCGCAGCGCCAGGAGGAAGAGAGCCAGAAAAGUGUUUGAUCCUUCAGACAAUAAUUUAGUGAAGCGUAAACGAGGAAGACCAGUUAAUAAAAAUUCGUUGAUACAAGACUCUCAGGAGUCUAAAUCAACUGUCAAGGAUGGACCGUUCAGACAAUGCAGCCUUUGUGCCAAAGACAAACAAGAGUCUCUCGUAGCUUGUAGGGACUGUACCGUCCGAGCACAUCCAAGUUGCAUUUACAGUCCGGAAGAACUGCUACAAAAAGCCAAUAGCAAUUGGCAAUGCGAGCGUUGUAAAACUUGCACGGUAUGCUGCGAGACUUCCGAUGUUGGUCCACUAGUAACUUGUCAUAACUGCGAUGAUGCUUAUCACUAUUUCUGUCAUUCGACUCGCAUCACGAUAAAAUCGAACUCCAGGUGGUAUUGCAACGAGUGCGCGCAGAAGCAACAGACGAAUGAUGUAAAACGAUUGACAGUCAAAAACUCAGAUGUCAGAACACUCAUUCAAUCGGAACAAACAAACCGAACACAAGAUGAACGAUGCAAAACGAAUGACAAUCAGAACACUCAUGUGGUCAAUGGAACAAGCAGGCCGGACAGCCCGUCCAGUACAACUAUUUUACCGCCGGUUUUAAGUCCACAGGUCUCUCCUUCGAGGGGUUCUUCCGAGCAGAUGGAUGACGAUGGUCCCAAAGGGCCCAUUGAUCUCAAUAUUCCUGAUGCAAGGAAUUGGACUUCCGAGCAGGUGUAUCAAUAUUUUGCUAGAUUAUUCCCCAAAGAAGCCGAAGUUUUUCGACAGCAGGAGAUAGACGGUCACGCGCUUCUAAUGAUGAGUCGAAAAGAUGUCGUGUGCGGACUUAACUUGCUUCUAGGUCCUGCCUUGAAGAUAUACCGACAUGUUUUGAAACUUCAGUUUCGUAGAGAUGAUCCUGAGUUGUAUUGGCAAUAAUAUAGACGAAUUUUUCAUAAAAUCGAUCUCCAUUAUAUUGUGCGCGGAAUCGAAAAUUUAAUUUACGAAAUUUAUACUUUAUAAAUUAAAUCUUAUAGAUCGCGACAAAGUUCUAGUUUGUAGACAAUCUCCGCGUUGUACAUACAAAGUGUAUCGCUAAAGAUCUCUGACGAGUAAUAAGGAUGUCCUACAUGUAACGUGCUCGUUAAUAACGAGGCUGCUGAAUAUUUGAAGCGGACUUUUGGUUUACCGUUGAAUCCCGCAUUAGAGGUAUUAGCAUAUAUCUCUGAAAAAGCGACGAUCCCAAACUAUUGGCAAUAAUAUAGAUGAUAUAUUGCAUAAGUUUUAUCUUGGCGACAGUGUACAUGUGAUUUAUACAAAUUAAGCCUUUUUGUAGAAUAAGAACGAUUCGACUUCAAGACACGCUCCUCAGCAUUGUACAGAUUAUGAAAUAUACACGAAAUGUAUUACUAAGACCUCCCGCGAUUUGUCGCAAGCCAAACCGAUGAUGUACAUGUAGAUGUAUGUACAUGUACGAUUGCGUAAUUCAAUGUACAUACCCAUUCCGCCUUUUUCAUGCGCGGUAUUUUAUAGAAAAAAAGGAGCAGAGGAUUUCUAUCUCCAAACUGUUACUUGUUAACGUUAAAUUUAAACCUGUAUCGAAAGUUCUACAUGCUGUUCUGACAAAUAGAAAAACAAUUGGACAUGUAAAACGAAAAAAAAAUUAACUUUUUGUGUGACGUAAAUUGUUUAUUUCCACAAGUUACAAUCUGUAGAAGUAACAUUCAUUUGUAGAACGUAGUUAUAUAAGAUACUAGUUAAGGAACACGAUACUUUGGUUUUACAUGUACUUUUCUAUAUUAUGCAAUAAAUAUUUUGAUAUUUAUAAA
Molecule: messenger RNA, 3823 nt
Organism: Monomorium pharaonis (pharaoh ant)
Lineage: Eukaryota; Metazoa; Arthropoda; Insecta; Hymenoptera; Formicidae
Gene: Lint-O
Exons: 6
Coding region: 612-2933 (773 amino acids)
Molecular function (GO): DNA binding
Source: RefSeq, a predicted model, not a curated record